AUGACCUACAUUUCUGAGAAAGCCAAAGACUUUAGAGAGCAAGCAGAUGAUAUUUUACUUUACUAUUACUCUCAACGUGUACCCAUAUUUCAUUCCCCAGCAUUCCAGUGUUCUCACUUCCUCCUUUUUCUCCUUGCUGCCUCAGUGCCAACAGAGAAGAAUCUGGUUUCUCAGUUUCUGGUUGGGGAGUCACUGUGGCUCCAAGCAGCCAGGAGAAAUUGCAGAUUCUUUGAAUACAUAUUCCUCUAUAAAGACGCAGUGCUGUUUCAGAUUGAACAAGUUACAAAGCUGUGCUCAAAAAUUGCUCUGACUGAGCCAUGGGAUCCUUAUGAUAUUCCUGCCAAUUCAACUUAUGAAGAUCAGUACUACAUUGGAGGACCAGGAGAUGAAAUUAUGGUACAGGAAUGGUCUGAUAGAAAGCCAGCCAGGAAACUUGAAUCCUGGGUUGGAGUUUACACAAUUAAGGACUGUUACCCAGUACAGGAAACCUAUACCAGGAACUACAGUGUGACAACUUCCACCCGUUUUUUUGAUCUACAGCUGGGUAUUAGUGACCCCUCUGUGUUUACCCCACCCAGCACCUGCCAAGAAGCACUGCCAAGACGGAUGAAAGAUGAGUGCUGAUUAUGGAUGUUGGCUGCCACAGCGAACAAAUAAUAAUGAAGGGGAUGACAAUUAAUAAUCAACUGUUGACAUCCAACCUGAUUUUCAAGCUCAUUGUUGCUCUUUUGGGAAUCGUAACAUUUUUGUUUGCACGGGAACAUACCAUUUAAUUGAGUAAUAUGUAUAACAAAAAAGAUCUCUUUUUCAGUUGUUCCCUAUGUUAGACUCUGUUCAGCGAUGCACUUGCUGUUGUAGAGUUUCCACUAAAGUUAUGUUUAUAGAUCCUGUUUAUUUUAAUUGUGACUAAUUUUUUAAAGAUUUUAUUAUUUAAUUUUCCAGGAUGACAACACAAAAGUAUGUUGUGCUCUUAACAUGAAAAAGGAAAGGCAGAACAUUUUUGUUACUUAUGAAGAGACUGAUAUGCAGUGAGGUUAGCAAAAAGUAUUGUGUGCUGAACUGUAAACACAAGAUGGCACUUAAGCAGAAUGUGUCAGAGAGAUUAAAUAUGAUCUCUUGGCUUCUGGGUUUCAUUUUUUUGGGGUUUUCUUCUUUUUUAUUGUUCAGAAAGGUAAUAGUCAAGUCUUUGGUUUGUUUAAUGUUUUCCUAAGAAACCAGAGUAACUGUUCAUAUAGCACUAAUAUAACAUUUGUAGAGAGUAAAAUAUAAAAUUAAACCAAAGUUUUCUUGUAUUUCCUAGUCCCAGAGAGUCUAAUUAGACAACUUUUUGGUUAUUUACAUUGCUAAUAGAUGCUUUGUCAAGGCAUUAUUACUUUUAACCUAUGCAAAGAGAUUAUAGUGCACUCUAAAUUGCUUUCAUAAUCCGUAACUCCUAUUUUCAGAAGUCUUCCCUUUUCAAGGAGUAUGAAAGGCUUUAUAAUUUCAGGUAGAAGUAAAAGCACCUGUUCCUGUCACCUGACUAGGCAAAAUUAGAUUUAUAUAUGUACAGCACCUCAUGUUUCAUUCAAGAGAAAGACCUGUGUGUGUGACAGAUUGGCGGGGGGAGGGGGGAGGAAGAGGUAUUUGAAAUGCCUUCUGCAUGGUAUGGUUACAGUGCUAGGAUCUAAGCAUAAUGACAAUCUUGCUUCUGUUUGCACCUACCCCUUUGAUCACUGAGCAUGUUUGGUGUUAGAUCAGCUUUCCAAGGCAUUAUCCUUUACAGCUUUUUGCUGGUGGGAGGAAGGAGACCCUAGUUUAACUUUAAAUAAAUAAAUAAUUACAUAAAUAACAUCCAAAAAGACCCAAGAAUUGCACUUUUAUAGCCAUAAAAAAGAAAAAAGAAAAUCUGCACAGGACAUUUAAAAUAAUAUGAGUUUAAUGGCCCCACUCUUUAUGCUUCUACAUGUGUUAUAAAUAUAUCUAUAUUCCACAAGUUUAAGAUUUUAUUUUUAAUCAAUAAUAUAUUUAUAGAUAUAUUUUGAUUUCCUUGCUAGCAUUGGGUUUUACCUCACUCUGCAAGUUGUCCUGCAAUGUAAGGGUUAGUUGCAUUUAGUGUGAGUUGGGAUGUCAAGUUAUGGAGCUGGUGUUAGGUGUUUAGUACUUUCACAUUGUCCUAGGUAUCCUUUCCUAGGACAAUUUUCUUAAAGACAAGAAUAAUGUGCACAGUGAAAGAGGGACUCUUGUUAAUACAAUGUAUAAUUUCUUAACCAGAUGCACCAUACCUUAUUAGUUUCUCAAACCUUAGUAGAUUUUAUCACUUAGAGGGGUAGCCCAAUAGAUGUGGUCUGAAACACUGCUUAGUGUACUGAGAGAAAUAUUACUUAGUGUAAUGCCUGUUGCACAUACCCGUGUGAAAAAGCUAAAAUAUAAUGUUAAUUAUAACACUUUCCCAAAUAUAAAAUUUUUAUUAGAAAAAGAAUAGGUUUAGCUAUGAAUUUAGUAUGCAUUCAGUCUGUGUGAUCCUUCUGUAUUUUUGUGACACCCUAAAUCUGAACUGUUUACUGUUUUCAUUAGGGCAAUGAUUAACCUGCAUUCCUUAACAUAUGUUUCUUUGAAAUCUGGGGAAUGUAACAAACCUGGCUAGCAAACACGGAACUGUGAUACUGUGUCAUUUAGGAUGAUUUUGUUGUGGUAUAACAAAUAGCUGUGUAAUCUGCGAAUAUGCAUUAUUUUCUGUUGACUAUUAUAUAAUCUCUAACAAUGAUGCUGGUGUUCCUUGAAAUAUGCAUUUGCAGAACUCUACAACAAAAAAUGCUUUUAAAAAUAUGCUGCAGUGAUAUCCAGGGUAAUUUUAGAUGGCAGGAUGGGUACCCUUUAAAACAAUGCCAUUGUCUUUGUAUAUCUGAAUGCUGCUCUACAGAGUCAAUAAAAAGAAUUGUCAGAGAAAAAAACAAA
Alligator sinensis (Chinese alligator) is the source of this 2934-nucleotide messenger RNA. It is a transcript of the gene EPDR1, whose product is annotated as ependymin related 1. NCBI's taxonomy places the organism in Eukaryota, Metazoa, Chordata, Crocodylia, Alligatoridae. Gene Ontology annotation, cellular component: lysosome; extracellular region. The transcript has 4 exons. The record is from RefSeq and is a predicted model, not a curated record. Gene Ontology annotation, molecular function: calcium ion binding. Gene Ontology annotation, biological process: cell-matrix adhesion. Bases 1 to 624 code for a protein of 207 amino acids.